Scaptodrosophila lebanonensis is the source of this 906-nucleotide messenger RNA. RefSeq names its product putative phosphatidate phosphatase. Bases 1 to 906 code for a protein of 301 amino acids. NCBI's taxonomy places the organism in Eukaryota, Metazoa, Arthropoda, Insecta, Diptera, Drosophilidae. The transcript is spliced from 3 exons. Gene Ontology annotation, molecular function: phosphatidate phosphatase activity. The record is from RefSeq and is a predicted model, not a curated record. Gene Ontology annotation, biological process: phospholipid dephosphorylation; signal transduction; phospholipid metabolic process.
AUGGCAUUCAAGUUCUUGUUUGGAUUACCACCACACGAAAAGCAUACUAAUAAUCACUUGAGCACGAAAGUGUUCAGUUCCCUUUCAAUGGACGUGAAACUAAAUUUGAAGUUUAAGGGCAACUGGCAGUUUAUUCGCCUGCUGCUUGAUAUAUUGCUGUUGGCCGCGCUACUGGGAUGUGUUAGAAAAUUUUUUAAGUACUGGAAAAAGAUCGUUCCUGGAAAACCACGUGGUUUCUUUUGUAAUGACGAAUCAUUAAUGUAUCCGUAUGUGGAGGUAUCGAUGGACGCUUCGGUAUUCAUAGUGGCCUUGUCCCUGCCACUGAUCGUGUUCGUGCUGAUCGAGUUUUGCAAAUGGUGGGGAGAACAAGGUUCCGAAUGCAAAAUCCGUUGGUCACAUUUUUGGCCUCUCUACAAUGCUGUGCGCUAUUUCCUAUUUGGAUUCGAAGCACAGUCGUUGCUCACCAAAAUGGCCAAGGCAACAUUGGGUCGAUUGCGACCUCAUUUCUUUGCCCUCUGCCAGCCUACCUUUGGCGAAAGGAAUGCUACGUGUGAGAAUGAGCGGAACCAAACGAUCUGGGCGUAUCACACAGACUACACCUGUGCACCGCGCACGCCGAUUGAAGUCAGCUCAUCAUUUUUCAGUGGACACGCCGCUCGGGCUUUCUACGGUCUCGUCUUUUUGGCACUCUAUUUGCAAUUGCAGAGUGCCAAGGAGAGGAAAUUAAUGUUCUUAACCAAUACUCUACUGAGGUCAUUGGGUCAACUGCUCUGUCUUAUGUUUGCACUUGUCUCCUCCUAUCUGCGUGUUGUGGAGCAUCAUCAUCACUGGUCGGAUGUAGUUGCAGGUUCAUUGGUGGGAUCGGCCGUAGCCUAUUUUCUGAUCCGAAACGCUAAAUCGACUUAA